Pseudomyrmex gracilis is the source of this 3820-nucleotide messenger RNA. Its product is annotated as 4-coumarate--CoA ligase 1-like. The coding region runs from base 266 to 1873 and encodes 535 amino acids. Gene Ontology annotation, molecular function: long-chain fatty acid-CoA ligase activity. Gene Ontology annotation, biological process: fatty-acyl-CoA biosynthetic process; long-chain fatty acid metabolic process. Lineage: Eukaryota; Metazoa; Arthropoda; Insecta; Hymenoptera; Formicidae. The transcript has 9 exons. The record is from RefSeq and is a predicted model, not a curated record.
UCUGUAGGCUAUAAGUCACAUCGAGAAACUUGUAAUACAGAGAUAUAUCACCGUGUACGUCGGAAGUAAGUAUUUGUAAGGUAACUGUCACGAAAUAGUGACAGUUGCUUUGUGACCGCGAUCAUACGAGCAUCGCGCUCAUAAAAGAGUCCCUAGUAAUACAGAUUUAAGCGACGACGUGCGUUUUGAUCACACAAGGAAUAUCAUUGAGAACCAAUCACCGCGAUUCUGAUUUCUAUUCCACACGGUUGUGGAAGUGAAACACAUGGAAUCACGCGAGUUUACCGUGGAGAAUAAUGUGUAUAUAGGACCGGUGGUUAAUUACACAAGUGUUUAUAAAAACGUUGGACAUAUGAUAUGGGAUAAACUUAAUAGCUACAGAAAUAAAAUUGCACAUUUGGACGCGCGUACGGAAGAUACGGUCAGCUAUGAGGAACUGCAAAUUAAAACUGUGAAAUGCGCGUUGUGGUUGAAACAGCAAGGUAUUGGACACGACGACGUUGUCAGCGUAUGCAGCAACAACCAUUUUAAUUCAAUCGUGCCGUGCUUAUCGGCGACUUAUGUUGCUGCAAUCUUUAACACACUGAACGAAGACAUGGAUUUGCCAACCGCAUUGCAUUGCAUAAAACUGAUUAAGCCCAAGGUGAUCUUCUGCACCGCGAAGCCUUUGGAUGUAAUUCGUAAAGCGCUAAAAGAGACAAAUUACAACAUCAAAGUAGUAGUUUUCGACGAUAAUUCCGACGCGUUUUCGUUCUCUGAUAUCUUGAACGGUUACAACGACGCGGAAGUAGCAAAUUUUCGAUAUGUCGAGCACGACAGCUUGAAAAAAACUGCGUGCAUUUUGCACUCGUCCGGCACCACGGGAAUGCCAAAAGGAGUCGAAUUGUCCAAUUACACUUUGUUGAACUUGGCUUCGGACAACACCAUAGACAUGAACAACUUAGUGACGCUUUGGUUCUCGUCUCUUUAUUGGAUCAGCGGAGUAUUUCUGAAUUUGAGAGCAGUCGCGCACGGCGCCAAAGUGCUUCUGUACCCGGUAUUCGACGAGGAAAUGACAUGCGUGUUGAUCGAAAAGUUUAAGGUAAACGUAAUAUUUUUAAGCACGAGUAUGAUGAGUCGAUUUCUUAAGGCCGGUUAUGUAAAGAACUAUUCAUUAUCGUCUUUGAAAGUUAUACUUGUCGGUGGUGCGAUUCUUAANCCGAGUGUGCAGGAGGAUCUAAAAACUCUGUUACCGCACGUCAAUAUAAUUCAAGCCUACGGUAUGACGGAGCUCGGUGGAAUCGCGACGGUGCAAAAGCCCUAUCACAAGAGCGGAUCCUCCGGCGUGGUGACCAAUAAUGUGCAACUAAAGAUCGUGGAUCCGGACACUGGUAAGGUUCUGGAUCCGAAUCAGUCGGGUGAGAUUUGGAUAAAGUCGGCAAACAUGAUGAACGGCUAUUACAAUAAUCCUGAAGAAACGAAGAAAACGAUUGACAAGGACGGAUGGUUGCACACAGGCGACAUCGCGUACGUCGAUGAGGACGGAGAACUGUUUAUUUGGGACAGAAUAAAAGAGCUCAUGAAGUAUAGAGGUUAUCAAAUCUCACCCAGUGAAAUCGAAGCGGUAUUACAUACUCAUCCAGCGGUGUGCGAAGUCGCGGUAGUUGGAGUGCCGCACGAAAUAGACAACGACCGACCGCUUGCUUUCGUUACCAAAAAGCCUGGCGUCAAGGUGUCGGAGCAGGAGUUGUUCGAUCACGUGGCGAACAACAUGAUGGAUCAGUACAAACUUCGUGCUGGUGUUAUAUUCCUGGACAAUUUUCCAUACACGGGGUCUGGAAAAAUUUCGAAAAAAGAAUUGAGAGCGAUGGCUAAAAAACUAGUUGCAGGCUGACAAGUUGAAAAAAUCUAAUUAACAUAAAAGUAAAUUCAUUAGUACAGUAAUAUUCAUAUAUUCGCGAGAUAAACAUGCGCUGGCGAUAAAACAAUAAGAAAAAUAAUAAAAAAUCGAUUUUCACGGUGAAAUUUUGCACUGUGUAAUGCCAUACAUGUGCUUAGAAGUUUCUUUUUCUAUUUUGCUCUCUUUUUUUUCGCGGAAUUAAUAUAUAUGAAGGAUUUACUGUACAAUGAAUUAUAGCGAACUUUCGUAUAACGGUGCAGGAUUGUACAGAUUCAAAACGAUAUGGUGUUAAAAAGUUUUCUUGUUUACAUCACAAAACGUUCUUGUUACUCGAGAGCCAUGACAAACAAGUACAAACUCGAUGUCAUGCAUCUUACGUUAUCUUUUCUUUGUUAUAGUUUAAAUUAUCAAUAAGUAAGUAGAUAAAACCAAAGUAUAAAUAGAUUAGGUAGAGGAAAGAAGUUCUCUUUACGCGCGUAUUACUUGACAAGAAUAUUGAACUUUAUCUCUUCUUUUAUUACUGUCUUUACUAUGCAGUAUUCAUUUUAACGCUCACCGAUGCGUUAAAGAAAAAAUAUUUGUUUUCUAGUUUCUUUUUUAUUUAUUCUCUUUUUAUUUAUUCUCAGAGUUUUAAUUCGAGCUAUUUACAGCUUUAACAUAGAUAUAUUUGUACAGAAGAAUAAACAAUUACAAGAACGAUUACGAGAUUUAAUGGAGUUCUGAUAAAAAAAACGAUUGUGCCGUUGGAGAAAAAGCUCUCAGAAUUAUCUUAAAGUACUUUAGUUUGACAAGUGGUCUUGCUCAUUUAACCAUGACUGUAUGAACAAAUCUAAUGUUUCUAGGAACAAUUACGUGCUAUUUAAAAAACUUAGAUUUUAUUUUAUUUAAACAAACAAUUGUUUAUAGUUGCAAAUCUAAACGACAAUUUUACACAGCACGUUUUAAUUUAAGAAUAUCUUUUGGAUGUUUAGUAAAAGUUGAAUAUCCAGAAGAUGUAUUCAGCGAACAGUCGUUGAGUCUUUAUAUGAAAAAUCUUAAGAUUAGUAAUUUGCUUUCACUCGUACUAUAUGAGAAACUUGACGAGAAUGUGAAAAAAUUUAAACUGCAAUUCUGCGCGCAAAUCGCCGUCUUUUUGACGACAAUUGUCCGUUUUCGACAGAUUAUAUUCUGAAAAAAAAAAACUAUCUGCGGAGUUACGGUUCGCGAAUUGCGUGCAAUUCUCGAAUGAGAAUUCAGUGCGCACGGUGCACGAUUUUCUUGUGUUUUGAGAGUACCUCUUUCCACGUUUAUUGAACACAAAAACAAUACAACAGAUAAGUGCAUAAUCUUACCGGGCAAUUUUGAUCAGCUCGUCAGAUGUUAUUUAUUACGCAAUAACGCGCCGGGCGAAUUGUUCGCGAUUGCUCGAUAUAGUUACGCUCUGUAUCACUUUCCGCAGAAAACCGUAGUACAUCACGCACCUUGCUUACGGAUCGUCUACCAUAACGAGACACUGGCGCAGAAUUGCAUUUUACGUGAAAGUAACAUCUCACACCAGUCCCGUGUAAACAACACUUUUGCGUUUUAUUCACAUGUUUGCUUGAAGUUGUAAAAAAAUUUGAUGAACACAACAUAAAUGAAUGUUACUACACUGUUGUAAAGUUAUUAAAAAUAAAAUGCAUCUAAACAAAAAAUAUUAUUGUAAAGCAUAUUGUAGAAAUAAAAUUAAUCUUUCGCACAUUUUCACUUUAUGUUCCGAUCUGAGUGAUGACUCGGUCGAAAAUUCCAGCAAUUUGUGUAAAACCAUGAGAUCUACGUGGCUCGAUUCGUUUGCAGAAUAAAAACUGUGAACAGCGUGUAAUUGUUUUGUUGAAAAUUAUAAAGAAAUUUUCUAUAUUCAAGUUCUUUGCGUGUAUCUUUAGUUUUUCGUUUCGGCGUGUGCGCGAGUGUGCUUCUCUGUAC